AAAAUGUGAUGUCGUCAAGUGGUGGCCUCAACCCCCGAAAACCCCCUCCUACUGUCGCCCAGACGAAGAGUUCCAGACGGCUGCUAGCCAGGCGACAGCAGUCUUCAUCCUCAGUCAACAACAAUGGGGGAUUAAACAACAACAACAAUAACACGACAACGCCACUGCAGACGAGACAGAGUUUGAAUGUACAUGCUCCUGUACAGAAUCUGGGACUGACUAAUAGGGUGCCGUACAACGCCAGGAGGUCAUCUAAUUACCACCAAAGCACUGACCAAACAGUUCUAUCUAACACGACUACUCCGCGACUAAACAAUAGACUAUCGCUUCCAUCAAUCGGAGCUCCAAAUGGAUCCUCAUCGUCAUCUUCAGGAGUCUCGUCCUUCGGAUCCGACAGACAACUUCGACGAACGAAUCCUGCGCAGGAGUACUUCAAUGAUGUCGGUAUGGUCCUGGACAGCGACGACGCUCCAGAAAUCACAGAAUGGGAUUACAGAACCACUCCGAGGCAGUCGAAUGCGAAUGGCCUGGCGAACACUGCGAACCGUCAACAAUUGAGGAACAGUGUCAGCAAUGGCAGCAGUACCUCGAGGUCGUCGAGUAUGUUUCCGAUUAGUAGAAGUAAUUUAUUAUCAUCAAGAUCUGGAAGUAUACGACCAUCUUUGGCCAAUGGAACGUCCGAGAAUGGGAAUUUAAAUGCGAGUGAAGAGUCGGCGUCAAGAAAUGAUCUUCCAAUGCCUAGUGGGUCUUCUGAGUUUUCACAAGUUUUGUCAGAAAUUUAUUCAAGUCGGACUGGAGAACCUUCAAAUGUUCCACCGCCUGAAAGUAAUCCGAGACCAAGCAACGGACAUCUGACAUCGUCAGUAGAACAGAGUAGAGCAUCACAGAAUGGCAACCAGGAUAGGAUCGAAAUUAGAAAUUCUGCUAACCGAAGCAACCUUGCCAACACGUCUUCGACUUCUUCAGUUGAGCCAAGAGUUUCUUUUACAACGCAGGCUAGAACUGCAAAUAGAAGUGUACCGAACCGACCCACGGAAUCAAAUGAACCGUCUUCUGCGAAUUCCAAUGCAACUGCUUCAAGUUUGGUGCCCCGAACAGUAGUUGCAACGGUACCCGUAACAGACACUUCUGAGUUUGAUGUUCCAAGCGUCGAUGAUGUGUUGACACGAUUGAGACGCCAAAAUGAUGAAUCGAUAAAUAGAAAUUCUGUUGGAGAAUCUACGAGAGGAGCCGAAAGAGGUUCUCGGAUACUCGGUUCAAACCGAGUGACUAGCUCGCAUACUGGAGACGAAGCAGAAUCGAAUGCAUCUUCAAACAGAAGUUUUCAACGAGAGCUAAUUUCAGCCAACCGCGUUUCAGAUACGACUCGAAAUAUUACAGGGUUGGAACCAGAGAGUUAUCAAACACCGGCAUCUUCAUCGCCAUUUGCUCAGCGGCGGACUUCGACGCAAGUUUCUGCAAACUCAUCAACUGCGCAAGUUUUAAAUUCUCGAAGCCCAAACAACCCCCCUCAAAGUUCGAAUCAAGAUGAAAGACGGCGAACCUUCAGUAAUAACGAAUCUGUUUCAGAAAUAGCGCCAAGAAGGAGUUUUAUAGGCGUUGGAUCAACGAGUAACAUAUCAAAUAGUGUGGAAGACAGAAGCUCAAUAGACAAUUCUUUCGCUUCUUCAAGAAAUAAUAGAGAUAAUUCUAAUAUGGCAACAAGCGGUUAUGCUUCAAUGGAUAGGGAAGAUUCCUCAGAUCAGUUUCAAAGCAUGCCAUCUUCACAGGGAUCUCAGAGAAGAGACAUCAGAUCUCUACUUAGAAGCCCGCCAAGUCGGAGGAACCAGAUUUUUGACGAUAGUGAUACACCUCGAAAUGUCCCACCUGUAAGAACAGCCCGAGCAAGUGCUGUUGCGUCACCACCUGCAUCAGAAAAUUCUGACGAUGACAUGGGCGCUGUUACGCCUCGUCCGAGAUUUGUCACUACAAACCGUAUUGGAAACAGAAUCGGAGUUCGCUUCACGAGUAAUCUCGACAGAUUUGCGACUAGCAGAUUUCGAGCUUCAGAGGACACGACGAUAUUUUCAUCGGACGAUAGCGAUGAAAAUGAUGAUACGAAUCGAACUGGAGGUCCUCGGAAUGAGACUCCGAAUCCGGAUACGAUUCCACACCUGAACGCGCAUGUUGGAAUCAUGCAGCUCCUGGGACUCGAUUUGCCGCAGAGCACGACUGAAGUGAUUUUGCUAAACCAGAGGUCAAUUUUAGAACAACUACUGGAAACAUAUAUAAGUUUAAUGGUCUCGCUACAGAGCAGUGAACCGCAAGCACCCGUAGGUUUAACUACGGGUGUUAUAGAUAAAUUGCCACGUGAGAGUAUAAUUAAACAGCAAGUGCAUGAGAGUCUGAACUGCUCAAUUUGUCUUGCUAAUUUUGAGUUUGAAGAAUCAGCCACUAAGUUGCCAGAAUGUACACAUUUAUUUCAUCAUCCAUGUAUUACGCACUGGCUGCAGAAGUCGCCAACUUGUCCGCUUUGUCGAACGCCAGUGACAGAUGAAGGCUAAAACAAGUCAAAAUGAAACUCGUUAACUAAUAGAUAUCUACAUGUGACAAUUCAUGACUUGGGUAAACGUUUCCUAGAUUUUAAGGUUCUUGAUGGAACUUCCGCCAAAUUUCAUGGAAAGGAUUUUAUAGAUUGAUUAGAAUUGUUACAUGUGAGAUAAGCUACAUUUUUGUGAAUCAAUUUAGCAUAGCUGAUAAUGCUUCAAACUUGAGUCAGAGUUGAGAAAACUUUGAAACUUAUCUCAAGUUAGAAAACGCUGAUUUCCUCAAGUUGUGAUCUGCUAAUCUGUUGUUUCAAUUCGACUCAAGUUGGAAGUCUCAUUUCAUCUUAAGUUGAAAAAUUGGACAAGUGUUUGCUUAAGUUAACCUUUUAGUUAGUAGCUGUUAGGCAUCUUCUAAUCUGUAUAUCUGUGUACAUCCUACCAUUUUUAUGCGCGUUAUUUUUAAAUAUUGAGCUGCUGACUGUAAAUAUUUGUAAAGAAAGGAUUUAUUUUAGCAUUGAAAUAAUAUUUAAUUUAUCUUUGCGUCUUA
Symsagittifera roscoffensis is the source of this 3072-nucleotide messenger RNA. RefSeq names its product probable serine/threonine-protein kinase DDB_G0282963. NCBI's taxonomy places the organism in Eukaryota, Metazoa, Xenacoelomorpha, Acoela, Convolutidae. Bases 9 to 2543 code for a protein of 844 amino acids. The transcript has 2 exons. The record is from RefSeq and is a predicted model, not a curated record.